AUUUAAAAGCUUUCCACCAACACCUGUUUACCCCGCUAGACCUGCCUGGUGGCUCUGGCCCCGCCCCGCUCACCUCUACCCACUCACGCCUGAGAGACAGCAUUUUCCUCCUUGUAAGCAUGAGUGCUAAACUGUGGACAGAGGAGCAGUUUAACUGCCCUGUGUGUCUGGAGCUCCCAAACGAUCCAGUCACCAUCCCCUGUGGGCAUAGCUACUGCAUGGCCUGCAUCAAGGACUACUGGAGCAAGGACGACCCCAAGGGGGUCUACAGCUGCCCCCAGUGCCGCCAGACUUUCUGCCCCAAGCCCUCCCUGUCCAGGAACACCAUGCUGGCUGAGGCCGUAGAGCAGCUCCGCAAAGGGGCUCUCAAAGCUGACGUGCGUGAGUCUAUGCGAAGCGCCCGUGGUGCUGCCGCCUCCUCGUCUAGACCCAAAGGGAAGCUCUCCACCACAGCAGUGCCAUGCGACUUGUGCAAAGAUGAACAGCGAGCAGCGGUCAAGAGCUGCCUGUCGUGUAUGAGCUCAUACUGCGAAUCCCACCUGAAGCCCCACAAGACCAAGAAGUCCCUGAAGCAGCAUGAGCUGAUCGCACCCACGGGCAAUUUGGCUGAGAAGAUCUGCACCCAGCACAAGUACCUGCAGGAGUUCUUCUGUCGCCAGUGUAAAGUGUUUGUCUGCUGGCUGUGCACCAGCAACCAGCACAAAGGCCACGAGAGUGUGUCCACCAAGGCCGAGCGCCUGGACAAACAGAAAGUUAUGUCGGAGAUCCAUGCACAGAAUCAGCAGAGACUGAAAGACAGAGAGCAGGAGCUGAAAGACAUGAAGACGAUGAUUGAGGCGAUGAAGCGUUCUUCAGACAGGGUCCAUGAGGACACGGAGCAGGUGCUGUCGGAGCUGCAGCGCUCAGUGGAGCGUCUACAGGAGCUGCUGGAACAGGUGCUGGAUGAGGCCAGCCUGGAGAAGCUGGGCCAGGCUCAGGAGGUUGCCGACAGCCUGGAGGCCGAGGUCAAGGAGCUGAGGAGGAGGGACACGGAGAUGAAGGACCUGGCCUGCUGUGACGACCACAUCCACUAUCUGCAGACAUAUGAGUCCAUGUGCAGUCCCCUGGAGUCCGGGGACCUGCCCACUGUGGUGGUCAAUCCAGAAGCUUCCUUUGAGCCUGUACGAGACGCCGUACUGGCUAUCAAGGAGCGAGUGGAGGACCUGUGCAACGAGGAGCUAAGCAAGAUCACCAAACAAGUCAAUGACACAACACUGUUCACUUUGGGAGACCCCAACCGGAGUGCAGGACAGAAAGGAGCGAUUUUUAAAUUCUUUUCUGGUCUGGGUUCUCGCAACACAAACAACCGUUCACCAGCUUCCACACCCAGUAUCUCAGUUGGAGCACGGAGUACAGACAGACGAGGACUUGGUAUAGGGCUCAAAAGUCAGGAUGUGAGGAGCAGAGACACACCACGAGGAAACACGAGCUCACCCAGACUUCGGGACAGACAGAGAAGAGAGGAAAGAGAGACAGAGAAGGAGACCAGACCCAGCCCCACUCCCAGCCGCAGAGAGUCUCAGUCUCUUUGGAGCAGGUCCAGUCAUAGCCAGCGUGUCCCUGCUGCAGCCCCGACCCCAACUCUGACUCCAAUCCCAGCCACUCCAACUCCUUCCCCAACUCCUGCUCCUGCUCCAUCUCCUGCACCAGCAUCAACUGGAGGUUUCAGUCGGAUGGCGUCGAUCAGCAGCCUCUUUCGCUCCCAUCGGCGUGGCACCAGCCAGGCCACCCCAGCUACCCCAGCCAAUAACUCACCAUCUGCAGGAGGAAACCCAUGGGGGAUUGAUGCUCUGCCUGAAACACCAACAGGAAUUAACCCCAGUCUCUUCCUGGACUUGCCCACACCUGACACCGUGAUGCACUCUCCUGCUUUCCCUGCAUUGAGAGAAAUCAACAUUGACAGCAUCCAGGCCCCAGAGCCGAGGACCAGAGAGGAGUUCCUACAGUACACUGUGAUGUUGACCCUUGACCCAAAUACGGCCCACCGGCGGCUGGUUCUCUCCGAGGGCAACACCAAAGCCACCCUGCAAGGGGCAUCGCAGCCCUACCCCGACACUCCCCAGCGUUUCGACGGCUGGACCCAGGUGAUGUGCCCAACCCCGCUGUAUGGCGAGCGCUGUUACUGGGAGGUGGAGUGGAGAGGCCGGGGCUCCUCCAUUGGCGUGGCCUAUGGGGCGAUGAACAGGAAGGGCUCAGACGCCAGGUCGGGGCUCGGUUACAACGCCCAGUCCUGGACCCUGGAGCUGUCGGACACCUGCUGCUCAGCCAUGCACGAAAAUGAGAAGAGGGACAUACCGGUCACCUACUCGCCCCGCCUGGGCAUCUACCUGGACCUGUCCACAGGGACGCUGGCGUUCUACAGCGUGGCAGGGAGCAUGACACACCUCCACACAUUCCGCGCCAACUUCACCCAGCCUCUGUACGCUGCCUUCGGCGUUGGCAGUGGAGUCGGGGUCGGUCUGGACUUUGCCCUCGGCCAGUUCAGCUCCAGCUCUGACAGCAUCAAGAUCUGUCCCAUAUGAGGAUGCAGGAUGGAAGGCAGUGAUUAGCGGACAGGGGUGGACAGUAACUAAGUACAUUUACUGAAGUACACAUUUGAGGUAGUCUACUUGUACUUUACUUGGGUACUUUCUUUUUAUACCACUUCCUACUUCAACUCCACUACAAGUUAGUGGGAAAUAUUUACUUCACUUAAUUUAGCUGACAGAUUUAAUUACUAGUUACACACAACACAUGAAGCUUUAAUGAUGUUAUGCUAUAAAUUAAACUGUGCAACAGUUUAAACAGAUGAAACGAUUGACAGAAAUAAAUCAGCAAUGUCAUUUUUCA
Messenger RNA from Micropterus dolomieu (smallmouth bass), 2868 nucleotides. RefSeq names its product tripartite motif containing 25, like (gene trim25l). Gene Ontology annotation, molecular function: zinc ion binding; protein binding. The transcript is spliced from 17 exons. Lineage: Eukaryota; Metazoa; Chordata; Actinopteri; Centrarchiformes; Centrarchidae. Bases 120 to 2561 code for a protein of 813 amino acids. The record is from RefSeq and is a predicted model, not a curated record.